Messenger RNA from Saccostrea cuccullata (small rock oyster), 841 nucleotides. RefSeq lists its product as uncharacterized. The transcript has 5 exons. Bases 137 to 841 code for a protein of 234 amino acids. Lineage: Eukaryota; Metazoa; Mollusca; Bivalvia; Ostreida; Ostreidae. The record is from RefSeq and is a predicted model, not a curated record.
UAGAUCCGUAAAAUUCGCGUGUAAGUAGAUGUUUCGUGAAAACGUUGACAUAAAUCCUCGCCCACUCACUGCCCUUGCGAUGGAAACUAUGAAAAAAAGUAAACGUGAUAUCUAUGGUUAGUAGCGAGGGAUAAAUAUGUACAGAUUCCCUGUGUAUAACGUUCUUAAUUGUCCGGAGAAUCUGACAUCUAUAGAAGAAUCGGCUGCGAGAAUAAACUGUACAAACACGAACUUUUACUACUGCAUUCCUAACUACCAGAAGUCGUCCCUUGUAGAGUUCUGCUAUGAUCGGGAACCUUCGCUUUUCGAAAGUGGAAAUUGUUUGCAGCUGGCAGGAGCUGGAUAUUUGAAUCAAGACAGCUGUACACUCUUCACUUCCGGAUGCCCAACUGAACCUUUUCCCGGAAAUUCAAUAUACAAGUUUGAAGAAUGCCAAAAUAUCGAUACCAUACAUCGUUGUUACCGUGCAGAUCCAAACUGUACAGAAUCAACAAGUUUGACGACGAUACAGCCGUCAUUUGUCACGCAAGGUGUUUCAACGUCACAUUCCGUAUCAACAUAUCACUAUGACAUAAAUUCCACGUAUACAACUGACGACUGGACGAAGAACACAGAGGCCGAUCUCUACGUAAUCAUAGUCGUAGUUUUUAUAUUUCUAGUCAUGGCUGUUGGCGGUUUUGCGUUUUUUAUAAGGCGCCGGAGAAGAAAACAAACUGCGGAAAUAACUCGGUGCACUUUCAAACUCACAGCUACUACCGAACUACCGUUGUUGCAUUCACAGGUGAAUAGUAGUGUAGCAACAAGAGGACCCAGUAGCAGCCAACUAGAGCUGGAGACAUAA